This is a messenger RNA of Limulus polyphemus (Atlantic horseshoe crab), 16421 nucleotides long. Its product is annotated as E3 ubiquitin-protein ligase RNF38-like. The transcript has 12 exons. The record is from RefSeq and is a predicted model, not a curated record. Lineage: Eukaryota; Metazoa; Arthropoda; Merostomata; Xiphosura; Limulidae. The coding region runs from base 403 to 2322 and encodes 639 amino acids.
ACGCGGCAUGAUAGUGCGCGUUUUACUCGUUCACGUUCGACUGUGACUCAGCAAGCAACCAACUAACAAGUUAAGUGCGUAGCAGCAGGCUAACAUAGUCAUUGGAAGCUUAGCUGGCGUCGUGGUUCGUUCGGUCUUCACGACGACGUACAGUUGAAACCUCUAUCUCUAGCCUACCUACAGGCAAAACUAAGUUGGUUAGUGCUGUCUGUAUACGGGGUGCUUUAUAAACAGCCCACGUAAAGCUUCUUUCAUGGUUUCAGUGUUCAAGGUGACGGAGUUCAAGUAGAUCCACUGUACUUCUUUAGCUUGUACUGAACGUCGAGCUUCGUUCCAGUCAAAUCUUGGGUUCUCAUUCAAGCUGGGAUUAAUACACUGAAAGGUCAAAGGUCACAACUCAGUAUGCCUGUUGCUGCCUCAGCUGGUCAGAAUGAUUCAAAUGUAACCAGGUACCACCCAUUACUACCUAAACCUGGUCAUCAUGGGAAUUUGAGCCCCACUUUAUUGUCCCCAGGAUCAAAUCACAUUUUCUCAGGGGAUCCUCAAGCUUGUCUUCAGGAAAUUCGCCAGCUAGCUUCUCCCACAAACCUAAUUCAUCAAGGAGCUGAUAAUACUCUAACAGCUUCCAGUCAUCCACCCUCGCACCUGUUUGGUCGUCAUACUCCAACUGGGCUUUUUCCUGUGCAACCAGUAAUGGAACAGCAUUCAUUUCCCCCACCUCAUCGUAGCUCCUCUAGUGGCUAUGAUCUUAGAGAAGUUCCUCAACGGAGAUCACAUCAAGAUCAUGUUACUCAGCCACAUUUUCCCAUGUAUUACUCAGGCCACAGGGGAACAGAUGAUUCCACCAGAAAGAGUGAAAGCCCCUCAAGAAAACGUCGGCGAGUAUCCCAUGGUGUAGCUGACGUAGCUUCAAACUCAGCAUCGCCCUCUUUACUAAAUAAUCACUGGGAGCAUGCAUCGACAAGUGAUAGAGUGAGAAGACACAGUUUCACUCAGCGUCAUCUUACUCUUCCCGAGUGUUGCAACACUCCAAGGUGCCGACACAGCCCUAACACACGAAAGAGUAGGUUUCGAGAAAGACCUACUAACAGUUUCAACAAUCAUUCAGCUGAACAUAGGCCAUUUCAAUCUCCAGCUGCUUCAUCACAGUCUGGACAACCACUACACGGGCAACACCAUCAUCCACAGGUGGGACUCCUUCCCCAUCCAGGUCUCCCCCCAUCAGGUUCACCACCACAGGGACAGCAACCACACCAAAAUUAUAUGUUUGAUAUAUCUCAGGGUCAGGGUUCAAUGGCUGCAGGAUUUUCUACUCAAGUACCAGUCUGUAAUAGAAAUUCAAAUGGGAACAGUCAUAUUCAACUAUUUUCUCCACCUUUUUUCCCUGGAGGAAAUACAGGCCAUCCGGCUCCACCUAUUUCCACCAGCCAUCACCAAAUGGAUCCAACAGGGUUUUCUUGUAACUGUUUUAAUCAAGGUCACCAAUUAAUGCAUGCCACCCAUCCACCUCCUCCUCCUCAGUCUACAGUGCAGCAGUAUCAUCACCCUCUGUUCCUCCAUUCUCCUACUGCCCAUUCCGCUCCUUGCAUACAACCACAAGCCAACCCUAUGCCAUCACCUGUUAGCCAACGUCAACAGUACCAAGGAUCUCAAGCCAUGCCUCAGGUUCAAGACAGUGAGUUAGAUUUAGUGAUGGAACCUCGUCUUUCGCCUUACCCAAGUCUCUCUCCACCAUUAGGACACCAUGGAUCUUCUCUCACUGCAUCUCCACCUCUAACCCACCUCCUGCAGGACCAGGCACAGGGUUACCAGCCUCAACCUGACUUUCUCUGUUUGGGAUCGUAUUCGCAUGGUCGGAGGUUAAAUCAGAACCGACGUGCCAACAACAGAAGAUGGCGAAGUGCUGUAAUCGCUGCACCACCGUCACCUCAUUCAGGCUUUAUUCUUCAUUUCCUAGCAAUGCUUUCCAAUCCUUUAGUGCCAGCUUUUGCCCCAGAUAUCACAAAUCCUGAAUCUCCGGAAGCAGAAAAUUAUGAGGCCUUGCUCAAUUUGGCUGAAAGGUUAGGUGAAGCUAAGCCUAAAGGCCUUCCUAAAUGUGAAAUUGAACAGCUUCCUUCGUAUCGUUUUGAUUCUGACAAACACGAGACUGAUCAAACUUCCUGUGUUGUCUGUAUGUGUGAUUUUGAGGCAAGACAGAUCCUCCGUGUCUUACCCUGCAGUCACGAGUUCCAUGCUCGUUGUGUCGACAAGUGGCUGAAGUCAAAUCGAACAUGUCCAAUUUGCCGUGGUGAUGCUGCUCUUUCCAGCCAACAAACUGAGUGAACUCUUAAUAUUUGGAGGAGGUGACACCUAAGUAUUUUCUAACUGGGAUGUUUUACCUCGCUAGAAUGUUUUCAUGGCUUUGGAAAAGUGGACUUCCUACCAUCUGUGCCAUCUGGUGGUUACUAGCAGAAAAAGCACAAAAAUAAUUUCAUAUCAUGUUAUAAUUAGUAAUACCUGUAACUAGUAGGUUCUGAUAAAUAGUUAGCCAUAUUAUGUACAUGUGAAAGUUUUUUAUAUUGUCUCAUGUGAAUUCAGGAAAUUCAAUAUGGAUAAUAUUGAUUAAUGCUCCAUUUAAAUCCUGCCUGUCCAUUGUGUUUGUACAUUAAUGUAAGAUGGACUUUUUCAACAGGAUUCUGUGUGAUGUCAUUGUGGAUUGUUAAGUGUAUCCUUGUAAGCAGCUUGGCUGGGAUUUACCUUACAAUACAAAACGUUUUGUUUAGAGUGCCUCUUGAUGAACAGCAGCUGUUAGUUAUUUACCUUUAGUGUUAUCAUUUCAUGUGCAAUGUCGAGUGCCUGAGAACAAACUGAAAUAACAGUGUGUGAAUUCCAUAAAAGCAAAAAGUACAGUACUGAAAUUUCCUCAUGGUUUGAUUUAGGUUAUCUUUUAUCUGUUUAAGAUAAAAGAAAAAAAAGUUUUAUUUCCAUAGUAAAUGUUGCUAAUUUAACUUGUAACAAAAUUGUCCUCCCAAAUGGCUCGUUGAUAAGUCUCGGGGCUUAUAAUGCUAAAAAUUGGUUUUUAAUACCUGUGGUGGGCAGAGCACAGAUAGCCCAUUGGGAAGCUUUGUGCUUAACAACAAACAAACAAACAAAAAGUUAUUUUAUUGUCUGGAAGAUGUUUAGUGUAUUGAAAUUACUAGUUUUCAUUAAACUUUGAUGGGCUUUAUUUUUCUUCUUUGUUUUGUAGAAAUGAGUUUUCAUAUUAUAAUUCAUAUAUAGUUCUCAUCAAAUGCAUGGAUUAGGGAACAUACCAAAAUUUACUGGCAUUUGUAGACAUUAAUCUUUUAUAGGAUUGAAGCCAUUAUGGAUAUAAUCUUUUUAUUAGUUUUAUUUUUCCUUUAUCUGAAAUUAAUAUAUAAUUAAUCAUUAGUCACUAUACAUGCUUAAAAUAAUAUCUUAAUAGUGUAUUAACUACUAUAUUAGAUCAACAAAAUCUUGAUAUAAAGGUUCAACUUACUUCAUAUAUUUGUUACUGUCUGGUACCUAGAGGGAUAUAUGAGCAAUAUUUAAAAAGCUUACCAAACUUUAGAGGAUUUACUAUUGGAAUUGGUUGUGUACAGAAGCAUGGUGAAAUUGUCUUACAUUUGGCUUAACAUUAAGGCUUCUUGUGCAAUUUGGUAUAUACAGGCCCAUACACAGAAUGUUUGAAAGGGGAGGCUCUAAUUUGUGAGAUCAAAAGCCAACACAUAUUGUACAAAGCACAAUCAGCAUGCUAUUGCUAUGGUGGUCUGGGGGCAUAUGUCUAUUCAAGCCCAAAAAGCUUCAUCAGAAGAAUGUAGACUAUGUAGAAAAACUUAAAGAGCAUAAGCAGCUGCACUAUAACUAUAUAAGCAUAAUUUUUUUUUACAUCACAAAAAUAGGGGCUUUGGCUGAACCCCCUCCUGUAUAUAUAUAUUUUUUUUUGCUUAAAAUAAAGACUUGGGACUUAAAAGAAACUUGAUUCUGUUUUGAAGAUGUGACUAACUCUGUCUAUCUGCGUUUUUGUUGUUGUUAAGGGUCUUGUAACAUCUUUGUUGCUGUAUCAGUUGUCAUUUUCACCACAAAGAAAUACAAGUUUGAAACCUGUUAGAUAUUACUGAUUCUAAUGUAAGUUUAAGGGGAGAUGAAUUCAGAUUGAAGAAACAAUUUUAAGUUUUGUUACGGAGUUGUAUAUUUCGUUUGAACAGCAAAAAAACAUCCAAAAGUGGGUAUUGUACUCUUCCACUGAUUUAUCUUCAUGAUUGAUUGAUAAUUUGUUUUUGUUUCGUUGGAAGAUACUGAGUAGUGCCCCUGUUAGUAGUUAUUUUGGAAUUCACUUAGAAUAAUGCCUCAUGCUUUUAGUAUAGUUCAAUUGUUAUUAUAACUGUUAGACUUCAUUAUGAAGUUGCACAACUACACUUAUUUCUGAUAAAUUGGUGAUAAAUUAAACUUUAUUUUGAAAAAUGUCCCCCUGUUAUAAUACAAUUAAACACCAUUCUGAGGAAUGUCACUUGAUUUUUUGCACAGUUACACUUUUGUAUUGAACGUUACUUAGUGAUAAAUGCCACUGUUGUGAUGCAGGUUUCAUUCUGAGGAAUGUCACUGUUAUGACACUGGUUUCAUUCUGAGGAAUGUCACUGUUAUGACACUGGUUUCAUUCUGAGGAAUGUCAAUAGGUACACUUUUUUGUAACACAUAUUAUGUAGUUGGUGAUACAGUGAAACUGUGAAUUAUGAUUCAGUUAGACUUCAUUAGUAUAGUCAUUGUAGGCUUAAUCCUGGAUAAAAUUGUUACCAAGGUGUUUUUAGUGCUAUUGGAACAAGAGUUUGAAUCUCUAAUAUCCCAAAUCCAUUUUGUUGGGAAUUUAUAUAUGUAAAUUCACUAAAUAACCAAUUCCACAUGAGAUCUUCAGGAUUUGGUGUGGAAUCCAAAAGUGAAGUGUGAAGGUAACAUCCAAUGGUGGUGGUACUUAGCAUACUUAUAGACUAUCAUAACUUCUUUCUAAAAAUUUGGUCAAUUACUAAUCGCUUGAACCUCCUUGAUGGUGUUAUUUUGGUGACUUGAGCAAACUUUGCUCAUUUGGUGUACUUAGUUUAAUUAAACAUGAUUUUUAUUUUGUGUACUGUUUGUUUGCAAUGUUUUGCUGUUGGGUAGCUACCACCAAAAUAUGUAUUUGAUGUAAUGCUAUUUUUUAUCUUUAUUAAUUAAAUACUUAAAAUACAGCUAGCCAUUGCAUAACCCUCUUCACAACAUGUGAAUUAAAUUAAAUGCAAUUAAAUAACAGGUUUUAAAAUGAACAAAAGAACGUUAUAAUUUUUAAUUCUGGUUUUUACUGUCUGGUUCUUUAUGAGAAAGUUUCUCUGGUUUCAUUAUGCUUUGAAAUGAACCAUGGCCAUCUCUUAAUGCCAAAAAAGGAAAAUGCAUCUGGCAGGUUAACUAGUUUUUAAAAUGAAUCUAACAAGCCUCUGAAUUUGCACAAGACCAGCCUUCUUAUGGGUUAUUUCAGCCAACAAAACCAGACUAUGAAAAGUCAGGACCAGCCCUCUGGCACUUAAAAGUUGUUCUUCUUGAUUGCUGCAGAGCUAUGAAGAAGAAAAAGGCUUUCCCACUACUUACAGCAUUUCCUUUCUACAAGUUCUUUUUAUUCUGUAACCCCAAAACUUGACCAAAAUUAUUUUUUCUACAAAUUUCUAAACAUGCAACCUAUUUUGGCAGUUUCAUCAUAAUUCAUGACUUAUCAAGCUGAAAAUUUUGUAUUUAGUGUUUUUGAGAAAAAUGUGAAAAAAACCCAACUCAAUUAGCAUAUAAAAAAAUCUCCCCAAAGGUGAUUUUUGCAAAUCUUGGAUAUGUUAUUGAACAAAAAAUUCCAGUUCUAACAAUACCAGAUACAACUUGGUAUCAGUUUUUUUCAGAUAGGUACUAUUUUAGAGAUUCGGUGACAUACUACAUUCUGAGAAUUGUCAUUUGGUUUUGGCACAGUUACACUUUUUUUCUGAGGAUUGUUACUUAGUUGGUGCUAAAAUAAAACUUGAUUCUGAGAAAAGAAAUCUAAUAAUAUAAUAAUGAUAAAUUAAGUUUGGAUUAAAGAAAGCCAAAAUAUACUUUUUUUAAUUUUAACUUACUGUUAAUCAUAAUUAUUUUAGUACAACUAAAUGUUUUGUUUUUGAAGUUCACAAAAUAUAUUGCUUAGCUCCUUAAUGUUAAAUUAGGAAUUUCUUAGAAAUAAAUGAUGCCAAUCACAGUACUCUGUGUGUUUCCCAUUCGUUAGUGCAUGAAAUGUUCAUGUUUAAUUGGAAUUUGUCUAAGCAUAGUUAAGAGAUAGAAAUUGUCAGUAUAAGUAGUUCAGGCAUUGUUUUAUUUUUGUUGGGGUAUGCUCUAUAUGAUUUUGUUGACUUACUUUAGGAAUACUUUUAACAAAUGAUAAAAUGGUAGGCUACUCUGGAAUGGGAUAUUUUCAAAUCUGUUUAAAACAUGUUUUUUGGAAUUUACUAAAUUAGAAACAAUUCUUUAAUGAUCUCUUCGUCAUUCCUACUCAGUUGAUUUUUGUGUGGUAGUUGGAAUAAACAUUGCAAAAUAUUUUUAUACAAAUCUAUUUGGAAAUUUGUGCAAAACAAAGCUAUUUCAGCUUUUUUUAACACCCAGCCAGUGAGACCAAAUUUGGGGGAGUGGGUGGGCUACAGAGGGCUGUCAUGGUUUUCAGUAUUUGAAUUAGAAUAAAAAAAUUUGCUCCAAUAAAGGGGCUUUGAUUUGUUAACCUAAAACAAUUGCACUUCCAAACGAACUCGCCUCUCAAUAGCAAUCAGUUUUGAAGAUGCAGGUUGUAAAGGGUUGGAAAGUCUGUGUUCCUCCUACACAAAAUAGUAGAAAUGUCCAUCAUGUUCAGGCAAGUACCACACUUAAUCACUUUACAGCUGCAAGUAACAUUUGUUGAACCUUUCUUGGCCAUGUCUGCCCAUAAAAUCUGUAAAAACCGCAGAGAAACUUGUAGAGCUGAGGAAUCGUAUCUCGUAUUGCCUACCAUAUGUGAUCACUUCCAUGUUUUUCAUGAGAUUUUGGAUUAUGGUAUAGCUUUUACUCCCUAAUACCCUGAAAUUUGGCCACUCUGUUGGACAAUUCAGAUUCCAGAUAUUGCAAGAAGUUGAAAUUUCUAUUCUGUAUUAAAAAAAAGAGAGUACCAGUAAACUUCACUUGGGAAUCAACCAACCAAACAUGUCUCCCUGAUUUGCAGGUUGGGUGUUAACUGAAGCACUUAAGAGUAGUGGUAUUGUUUAAUUCUGAUGAUUCAAUCCAGGCUUUAGUUAAACAGCUAUCAAACUGUUUUUGAGCAAUUGCUUCUCAUAAUCAACUCAAUUCAUUAUGGUGAAAGUUUUCAAUGAUGACGGGAAUAUUGCAUUCUAAGACAUGUAAUACUUGAUGAGUUCCGAACAUUCCUAGUAGUAUCGAAGUAACUGAUGUUUGGUAUACCAAGAAAACCAGUAGUAACAGUGUUACCUUAUUUAGGACAACUAACAGUAUACCAAAAAGAAGUUAGCUUGUGACAUUGGACAGAGUUUAUCCACAGUUAAAAUUAAUUUUGUUUUAGGUCUAUAAUUAUGAUGUGUCUUUUUUUCUUUUCAGAGAUGUAAUACUUAAAAAUAAGUAGUAGUUUGUUAUCUAUAAAUUUGCAUGCACUUCUUAUGAGGAGGCUCAACUACUAGGUAUAAAAAAAAUAAAGCUUAUUCCAGGGAAAAUUCAGAAAUCAUCAAGUAUUGCAUAACAUGAUGAUGAAUUUGAAAUACUGUGAUGGUUGUUAAUGACACAUGGAUUGAAUCAAAUGUAUUCAGCAAAACCAACCUUCAUAAGCUUUAAUUAACUUUUAUUUUUUUAAUGUAUUUUAAUUUUAAAACUACCUCAAUUUGAAGGCUCUUCAAUAGUUACAUUUAAAAGCAGAAGUGUUAAGAACACUAAGAGAACUCGGAACACGUGAAAGGUAAGGUUUUUCAAAUAUUUUAAGGAAUUAAACACUUCUAUGAUUCUAAAUAAUUUCUUUGAAUAAUUUACAGCUAGUGAUAUUACUAUACAAGACAUACAUACAAUAUACUUAUGAGGUUGCCAUACUUUGAAUAAUUUUGAAAUUGAAUAUGUGAGCUCUAAGACCUCACAUUCUGUGCUUUUAAACACAACUUCAGUGUUUGAUAAUAAUCAGUAGAAUGACGGUAAUAGCAAACGUUUGACACUUUAUUUUCAGCAAUGUACGUUUAUUUGUCGGACAUGUUGGAAUAUUCACAUUCCAUCUUCAGCAACUGUAUUAAUUAAUCGAUAGUAUUAAAUACACAUAUUCAUUCAGUUGGAACAUUUAUAGUAGCAUAAGGCAAAAGAAAAAACAAACAAAAACAACAACAACCAGCAAGAUUUAAACAGGAAAUAAAAAAAUUUUAACUAUUAUAUUACGAAACUAGUGUGGUAAAGAAGGGGAGGUAUAGAAAUAACACUGUAUAGUUGACAAUGUGCUAAAGAUAUUUAUAAUAGGCUUAUCUGUAAAGAAGUUGUGUUAUUGUUUAGAGUGGGGCAUUUGUUUAAAAUAGACAAGCUUUUUUUGAUGAGAACUUCAGUGUUACUAUGAAUGUUGGUUAAUGUUUUCUCACAUCCAGUAGAGCAGUGUUUCUUAACCUUUUCAAUACCAGGGACUGACUCAUUGCCUCCUUAACUGUAACCAUCCACUAAAGUACCAGUACAAUGAAAAACCAUUACAAUUUACAUAUGAAUGGUCUGUAUUUUCAUUUGUUUGUGUGAAAUUCCAUGGAGCAGUAAGGUAGUUGCAAUGGACCAGUGCCAAUUUGUGAACCGGUGAUUGAGAAAUGCUGCAAUAGAGGAGGUUUGGAAUUUUUGCACCAAGUAUUCGUACUGUAUCUUGUUCAGCUCAUAACGUAAAAAACACUAACAUUCACUUACAUAAUCAUUUCUGUGAACUAUUAUUGUAAUAAAACUAACAGUACUUUAAAAUUUUAAUGACUAAUGCAGUUGUUAAUACUGUGAACACUUGAUUUCUUCUAUGGGGGGGGGGUGUAAACGAAAUGUAGAAGAGUAUUUCAAUCUACCAGUCAGUAUGUAAAAACUUAGUAACUUUAGUGUUAGGCCUAGGAUAUGAAUUAACAGAAUAUUACAAUGAGGCAUUGCCCAAUAUAGGAUUUCCUUGUUAAUUUCCCUUCUCAUGACUUAAUAUUUCUGCAUAAGGAAACAUAAGUGCAUUCCAACAGAGAACACUCAGCAUGCCAGAAUGCAUGCAGAAAGGAAGUUUACAAUAGAAAUAGGGUAGAGAGAAAAUUAGUUUAUUUAGGCCAAAAUAUGUAGAUGUGUAUUUCAUCAAUAUAUAUAACACACACACACACACACACACACACACACACACACACACACACACACAUAUACAUACAUACAUACAUACAUACAUACAAGCUGAAUGCCAGUCAUUUUCAGGGUCUUCUGUUUGGAUUGUCUUCCUGUUUUGGCUUUGUUAGCCUGCUGAGCUGAAGAAGCAAGCUUUAAUUUGGGCAUUUUCAAAAUUGAACUGUGCUGUGGGUAAAACGUGAGUUAUUAUAGAAUUAUAGCCAAGGGUUCUGUUUGGACAAAAUUUUGUGAUGUUGCGUCAGUGUGUCUCCUUGACAACCAAACAAACAUAAUGGGGAAUUUCAACUAACGAUUAUGAUUUUUGUGCACCAGCAAUACCAAGCGUGGGGAGCACGCAUACUUAAUUCAAUUUUAUUACUAAUCACGAUCUCUACGAACCUACCCUGAACUCUAAUUAUAUGCCCAUAGUAGUGCAUUGUCUGUUUAUGGUUUGUGCAAGUUGCAUGUCGAUCAGUGCUGCAAUGGUCAAGAUAUCAGUAUGAUUAUCAUAUUGUAAUCAGAAAAUGCCCAUUUUAUGUACACUUUAAAAAAGACUUUUAUUGUUCUUAACCUUAUUUGAAGUUUUUGUUACUUAUUAUGUGAUGGUUACAGCAGAUUUUACCCUCUAAAAUGCAUGUAUUGUUUCUAAAAUUUUUAAGAAAUAUAUUGUGAUAUUUAAUUAUGAUUGGUGUCCUUCAGUACCUGUUUAUGUAAAGAAAAUAUUAUGUCAGCUUCAUUAAUUUUUAUGUCCCUACUCGUGUGUUAAAGGUCAAAGUUAAAAGGUCACUUGUACAUAGAAAAUGUUCCCUAACCGUGUCAACAUGAUAUUUCAAUACACGUAUCAACAAAAUUUACAUAAUUGGUACUACAUACAAAUUUCUAGACCUGGUUAACUUUGGAAGGUGAUCAGUCAAUUAAAUUGAAGGAACUUAAACAUAAGUGACUUUAAUGGGGCAUUGGUGUUUCAUAAACACAAGUUGCUUUUUUUUUGCAUGUGGAUGACUGAAAGAAACUGAAACCUAGACACUGUGAAAUUUAAAGAAUCUGUUUCAAUUAAAUUGAAACUCAUGUUUUAACUAUAAUUUAUAUACACUGGGUGAUCAUACCCCUUACUUUGCAAACAAUUACUGUAAUCGAGGCAGCCAACUAUGGGUGAUGGAAGCCAAAAGUCUAUUUCAUGGUAUUUUUUUUCUCUCACUCUUGGGCAAAAUUCUUAAAACAAAAUAAUUUAUGUAUAUCAUCAGACAGUUUCUAGUUACCAUACAAAAGGUGACAGUAAUCAAUCCAACCAACUCUGGGUGAUGUAAGCUAAGUGACUAUAGAAAAGUGGAAGUGUGCUGUAGUUUUAUCCUACAUGUCACUUUCAGGGAAGUUCCAAAAAAUUACUAUUUCUGUGUUCGGUUCUGAGUCUUGAAAGAAGUCUGAUGCGUUGACUGGAAUAUUCCCCAUUAAAAACAUGAAUUAGCAAAUUAUUUUAAUGUUUUUCCAAAUGUAGCAUUAAGGCUUUAGUGACUUCUAUGCUACGUUGAUUUGAAUUUGUUAUCAAUUAAGUAGAUGUAGAAAGCUUGUUUUAUAUUUCGUUUUCUCAUGUAUGGUUCAUAACCUGUUAUUUUAGUAGGAUUUAGUAUUUACUUAUACAAAACAAUGUUACUAAUUAAUAGGUGUAUUUAGGCUACUAACCAUGAUAACAAUUGAUAUCUGAUCAUCACACCAUAUGUGCGUUACUUGUGCAUCAUACUUGAAUAAUUGACUACUAGUAGCACGACUUUGGCAAAUUUAUUUAUGUGGUAUUUUGUUACUUAAUUCAGUUUUAAAAAUUUUUUUGGUGUGCACUGAAAAUAAAAGUCAAACUGGGGUAUGUGUUUAAGUUGUUAAAAUUCUUCAAUGUACAAAUACAACAAGAAAUCAAUAAAUGCAAUAGUCUAAGGAAAUGCUCUCUAAUUACCUCUUUAGGUUUUCUUUUAAUUUCAGUUGUUAAGUCAUAAUUAUAUGUAAAUGUAGUUCUUUUUAAUAUUAAUAUAAAAUUUUGUUAAGUUGAACCAAGAAAAAAGGAAUCUUUGAUUGUUAAUUUGAUAUAGGGUAUUCUGUUUGUCAGUUCAUUUGAAAGAUAUUAUUGAUUAUUUUUGUAAUCUCAGAUAUUUCAGCAUGAUGAAUAGAUACAAAUGACCUGGAUACUUAUUCGUGACCCUUAAAUAACUUUUAACUGUUUCAAAUAAUAUGACAUGAAAAACCUUUUCCAAGUUGGGGAAGUUAAGUUAAAUUUGUACUUUGUUUUGUAAGGCACAAAAGGCCACUGCUUUCGAUCUCCAGUUUUAAGUGGCAUAAGCAGAUGAGAAUGGUAAUACAUUACUCAUGGAUGGGAUAUCCACUGCAAGUUAAUCCACAGCUAAUAGCUAGUACCCUUAAUAUAGCUGGUUAGACUGAAACAAUUAAGUAAAGUGCCUUGCUCAAGGACACAACAGUAUAACAAGGGCCGGCCUUGAACUCUUACUAUCCAACUGUGAAUCCAAAGCCACUAAACCAUGCUGUGUCAAGCUGGCAAAGCAUGAAUAUUAUUAAUUUGUAUGUAUCAUAAGAUGUUGGUAUUAGGCCUAUUAUAUUUUUAAUAGUACAUUCUUUAUCUAGUCCCUUAGAGAAUUUCAAGAUGAAGAAUAUAAUUUUAAGAAAUAUAAUAGGCCUAAUACUAAUGUUUCAAAUAUUUUCAAAAUCUUAGCAGAUAUUUCACUUAGGCUUACAAGGAUUUUUUUUUUACCUUCUAAUGAUAACACUUGAAUAAUAACAAGGAAGAAGUAAACACUUUCUAGACUUUUAUCACUUAAUCCUGGGGCUAAGAGUGGUGUAGUGGUUCUCAUUUUUGAAAAAAUAUGAAUCCAAGAGUUAAUUGUUCAUGACCUGUUACUACAAAAAUUAUACUCUGCUGUUCCCACCACUUGAUCAGACAAGAGUAGUCCAAGAGAUAGUGGUGUAUGUUGUUGACUAGCAGUUUUCUGUCUAAUAUGUCAGUUUAAUAUUCAGGGAUGGCUAUGUACAGAUAGCUGUUGUGUGAAUAACUGAGAAUAUAAAAACUCUCAGACAAAACAUAUUCUUAAUAUGCACAAAAAGUACCAAAAUUGACAAUGAUUGUCAGUAAUUAUCAGGCAUGAUACACCAUACAAUUGUAUCAGUAUUUGUGUCUUGCAAGUAUUUGUCAGCCAUGUUCUCUUACUUACAUGUCAGGUCUAUAUACUAAAAAUUUUUGAUAGAUAGAAAAAUAUAUAUUUAUUAACAAAAAUGAACAUUUAUGAAAAUUUCUAGCAUAGUUACAUACAUAUACAAUAUAAUUCUAGUUUAAACCUGUUAUGUGCAAAUUUAAAACAUAGGAACCUGAAAGAAGGUAAUACUCUUUAAAGCAGUGAAUAAUUUUAGUUUUAAAAUUUCUUUUAUGAAGUUAGGACCAUACAAGGGUGUUAUAUCCCUAGUUUUAACCACUUAUAAUCAUACUAAAUGGGGAUUUCAUCAUAAUAGUUUUACUCUUGUAAUCCCCCCCCCCCCCACAUCAGAGCUUUCGUAAAGUCUGCUUAUUAAUAAUAAUUCAAAUGAUAAUGUUGAAAAGGAUUUUUAAGAAUAGAACUGUUGCCCGAAAAACAAAAUUAUGUGCUAAUGGUCAAUUUAAUUUGCCAACAUUUUGUAAUAUCUAAGAGGGUUAAUUUUUAAGAUAUAGAAGUUGUUGACUCCCUCAGCUUGCUUUAGUAAAUAUUUUUUGUGUAAGGGAUAAAAGAUGUAGUUAAGGUUUACGUUUAUUUUAUGUUGUAAAGUUUGGAUAUAUUUGGAAACAAAUUAAUCAACUGUGUUAUAUUAACAUGCAAUAUUUUCCUAAGAUUAAUCCCAGCCAAGCUCAGCCCACCAGUGUAUGAUAUGUUCAUGUCAUAUGAAAUGUUGGUAUUAUAUAUACGUGCAGUGCUUUGUUGCACUCAUGUUAAGUUUUAUUGCGUAGUCUAUCAUUUGAUUAUUGAAGAAUUAGUGUUAAAUGAUAGGGUUGAUUACAUCUGAGUAAAACAUAGAGGUUAUGUUCUAUUAUUGUGGGUAGAGGUUUGUUAUUGGAUAUUUUCUCCAUAAAUAUUCCCGUAUAUUUUGUUGUUGCUGUUAUUUUUCAGUUCAAGAAUUUGUGCACCUGUUUUGCAUAUGUGUUUGUGUGUCACAGAAAUGGAGAAAAUGUAGAAUGGUUAUUUUGAUCAGUAUGAGAAGUGAUUAAAAAAACAGGAGCACUCAAUAAAUGUGAAAGUUCAUAACCUGCUUCAUGAGCCAAGGAUAGAUAUAUGUAUUUGUUGUGUUAUUGUAAUCAUCAAAUACAAUAUGCGUUAAUGUCAAAUAAUUCCUAAAAGGUGAUCAGUUUUCUUGUUGUUCUUUUAUGUUCAGUGAAGUUAACAAGUGGUACAAAUUCCAGCCUGACAGUUGUUUCUUGAUAUACAAAACUACAGCUUUUGUCUUGACAAACAAGGAGAUAAUGAUUAUGCACAAAUAUUGUUAGCAUCUUAUUUUUUAAGUCUCCUACUGGUAUACACAAAAAUAACCACAUCACUCACUUAUGCAUGGUAGUUUUAUUAUCCUUCUUGUAAAUUGAAAUAGAAAUGAUAAACAUUGAAUACAGUAUUGUAUCAUGUUUGUAGAGUUCAUAAAAUUAAGAAUACAUAUCAAACUGCUUUACAGCUGUCAGUUAAGAUGUAUUAAAAGCUGAUCCUUCUGAAUAUGGUUUGUCUGUCACCUGAUACAAACAGUUCUGACACAUUUUAAUGUAGGUUACAAGUCUAGAUUUUUUCUACUGCUUAAUGUUAAUGUUUUGAUAAGUUAUUAAGUCUUGUUUUGUCAAAUAUAGUUAUGCUCAGUCCAAAUAUAUUACUAGCUACUAAAGAAAAUACAUCUUAUGAACUUGCAAUAGGAUGAUAGUUUGCAGCAAUAAAUGUGAGAAGAGAUUACAGCAACGUUUACACCUAAAAUAGAAGAAGUGAUUACUUCAGUUUCAUUUUCAGAAGUUCAAACUGAUGGAACUGUUAUUGGUUGUGUUCAGGUAAUAUAAUACUGUACUGAAAUUUUUGUUAUUAAAAAGUUUCAUGUCCUUCUAUGACAGUGAGAAUGUGCAAAUCAGUCAAGAUAUUUUUUUUCAGUCUUUAAUGUAAUCAUUUAUUUAUAUUGAUAGUAGUGGUAAUAAUAAUGAUUUUUUGUGUUCUGUUUCAUUUUGAUUUUUUUUCAUGGAAAAUUCGUUAAAAGACAAAAACAGUAAAUGUCUGAUACGUAAUUCCCUCAGCAGACUUUUCGUUGGAAUAAAUGUGUCCACAGACUGUUUCAUUUUUUAACAUCAUGCUUCAACAUUCUUUUUGUGUUUAUAGGUUAAAUUUUCAUGAAUCUUUUAACUCAACAAUAGCUUGCAUUAUGUUUUUAAAACUUUUUCAAGUUGUUAUGAUAAUAUUAAAUUAUAAUUUUCUAUCCAUUUAAAUAUGGACUGGAAAGAUUAAGCAUCCUUAUAACCUUGUCAUAUGAUAUUAAUGUGGAAUAGAAGGUUUAAUCUUGCUUAUAACCUUGUCGUAUAGUAUUAAUGUGGAUUGGAAAGAUUAAACUUGCUUAUAACCUUGUCAUAUAAUAAUGUCAAUUGGAAGGAUUAAGCUUGCUUAUAACCUUGUCAUAUAAUAUUAAUGUCAGCUGGAAGGAUUAAGCUUAUUUAUAACCUUAUCAUAUAAAUUGUAAUAAGGCAGCAAUUUUAAUUAAUAUUAAAAAUGGGACAUGCAGUUGUAAUAACUGCUUAGGGUAUGUAAUAAAAACUUCCAAUUUUUGUAGAAAAAAAAAGAGAAAAAAAAAGGAGGCCAUACCAGCAAUAUUCUCUAUUGCUGUGAUUUUCUAUUUGUGUUGUUGUUUUGCUAUAUGCAAGAAGGUAACUCAAUUUUUUUUAAAUUCACUGAAGUAGAUUUCUUAGUACAUAAAUAAAGUUGGUAGAUAUUUUCAUAGAAAACAUACAAAUCAGUAGCAUAUUUUGAACUGAUGACUCAAACGAAUCUGUGGAGAGAAGUGUGUAAUCAGAAGAGAUGUGUUCUUUCAGGCAAAAAAUAAUUUUUAAUUACCUUUUUUAACGUGCACGUUCCGCAAAUAAAACUUAAAAAAAUAAAAAUCAACACAAUAAGAUAGUCUUUUGAAUCUCACAUUUUAUUGCACUUAAUAAAUGUAUAUCAUUUUGAUUCUCAGUUCAAGAUAUGUUUUUAAGAGAUAAAUAUUUUAUUUGAUUACUUUCAAUUGAAAAACCAUUUUGAAUUGACAUCCUAUUUAAUAUGGGUGUUAUUACACAAUAUUAAAUAUGAAAUAAUGGGUAUACACCACUUUGGGAUAUUAAAACUUUUAUAGGAGCUAGCUUUUAUAGCUUGAAGAGAAUCCAAAGCUACCUCCUAUACUCAUAUUUUUUACUUUUGUGAAAGAUUAUCUGGUAUGAAACCUAAUAGUUUCAUGCAAAAUUGUAAAGAAUGCUCCAAAUUCAUUCUGACUUUUCAAUUAGAAAACAAUAUUUUUCAAUAAUAUAACUUUGGUGAUUUUCUUUAAUUUGUGUUCUAUUACCAUUAUUUAAAUAAUAAGAUUCAUAUUUUUGUGGAUAAUUCUCCUUUACAGAAAUGUUUUAUUUUAAAUAUAAUUUCAGAUUUAGGACCAUGUUGCUUCCAGUUAUGUAGGAAGGAAAACUGAUCAAUAGGUUCACAUUUAAUACUGUAAAACUGUCUUAUUCCAAAAUAAUCAUAUAGCUUUUCCAAGACUUGUAUGAUGACAUACCUUAAUUUUAAAGAUAGCUCUUCCAGUUAAAAAGUAAGAGCUUACUAUUGAAAUCUUUCAAAGACUGCGUAAGUGUACACCUCAGGAUAGUUUUGCCAAAUGUAUUAUCAGUUUUAAUAUUUUCCUCUUUCAAAAAGAAUAACUGUUCAUCCUUUGUACAGGUUCUUUUAGCAAAUAUGAUUCUGAGAAAUCCAAAAUGUAAUCUUUGUCAUUAUUGAUUGUCAAAUGCAAAAUAGAUUUCAAUAAAUGACUUAUCAGUAAUAAAGUAGCAGACUGGA